AUGAGUGCAGAAUGCGGCGUGCGGCUGGCGGCGGCCGGGUACGGCGUGUUCGGGAUGGACUACGAGGUCACGGCAAGUCCAUGGGCGCGCGCUGCUACAUCCGCAGCUUCCGCCGCCUCGUCGACGACUGCAGCCAUUUCUUCAAGUCCAUCUGCGGUGGGUGAGCCUGAGCAGCUUGAGGAGUACCGGGGCAAGAGCCGGUUCCUGUACGGCGAGUCCAUGGGCGGCGCGGUGGCGCUGCUGCUGCACAGGAAGGACCCCGCCUUCUGGGACGGUGCCGUCCUCGUCGCGCCGAUGUGCAAGAUAUCAGAGAAGGUGAAGCCGCACCCUGUGGUGAUCACGCUCCUGACGCAGGUGGAGGACGUGAUCCCCAAGUGGAAGAUCGUGCCCACCAAGCAGGACGUCAUCGACGCCGCCUUCAAGGACCCCGUCAAGCGUGAAAAGAUCAGGAGAAACAGGCUGAUCUACCAGGACAAGCCACGGCUCAAGACUGCGCUGGAGAUGCUCAGGACCAGCAUGUACAUAGAAGACAGCUUGUCACAGGUGAAGCUGCCGUUCUUCGUGCUGCACGGCGAGGCCGACACGGUGACGGACGGAGACUGA
Molecule: messenger RNA, 603 nt
Organism: Miscanthus lutarioriparius
Lineage: Eukaryota; Viridiplantae; Streptophyta; Magnoliopsida; Poales; Poaceae
Source: the annotation of a GenBank genome assembly